UACAAUAGUGAUGCACGUUCAUCAUCUUAUGCUUCCUGUAGAAACGAGAUGUGAAUGUGUGUAAACACCAACUUUAAUUUAAUCAGAAAAGUACCAGUGUUUAGUAUACAAUAUUAUAUAUAACCGUUGAAAAUGCUUCUGUUUUGCCCAACUUGUGGGAAUGUGUUAAUCGUAGAGGAGGGACAAAGAUGCUUCAGGUUCGCGUGUAAUACAUGUCCAUAUGUGCACAACAUCACGAGGAAGGUAAAUAACAGAAAGUACCCUAAACUGAAGGAGGUUGAUGAUGUUCUCGGGGGCUCCGCUGCUUGGGAAAAUGUGGAUUCCACUGCAGAACCUUGUCCAAAAUGUGAGCACCCAAGGGCCUACUUUAUGCAGAUUCAAACUAGGUCUGCUGAUGAACCAAUGACAACUUUCUACAAGUGCUGCAAUCUACAAUGUGGGCAUCGUUGGAGAGAUUAAAUCAGUUUUGGACUUCCUUUGAGACUCAGAACAUGUUCAUAAUGUAAUAUUCUGUUUUCAUAUAGAAAAUGUUAUAUUUAUUUCUUUUGCAGCCAAAAGCAUGUCAUCAUUUAUAUGGAUUAAAAACCUUGGACGCCCUUUACACAUUAACUUUAUUCACUAACUGCAACAGCAUGUGUAUUUAUCAUAACUGAUUUACAGCUGGGUUGUUCUGGCCUCAUGGCUGUUUUUGUGUGUGUGUGUGUGUGUGUGUGUGCAAGUAAUAAAAUGACUACUCAUA
This is a messenger RNA of Ctenopharyngodon idella (grass carp), 739 nucleotides long. RefSeq names its product polymerase (RNA) III (DNA directed) polypeptide K (gene polr3k). The transcript has 3 exons. NCBI's taxonomy places the organism in Eukaryota, Metazoa, Chordata, Actinopteri, Cypriniformes, Xenocyprididae. Gene Ontology annotation, cellular component: RNA polymerase III complex. The record is from RefSeq and is a predicted model, not a curated record. Bases 133 to 459 code for a protein of 108 amino acids. Gene Ontology annotation, molecular function: zinc ion binding; DNA-directed RNA polymerase activity; nucleic acid binding. Gene Ontology annotation, biological process: termination of RNA polymerase III transcription; DNA-templated transcription.